AUGAGCGACACAUCGAAUUGCACAGCUGUCAGUCUAGCUUGUCCUGUCUCCGCGACAACAUACGGCUACACUCCCAAUUUAGGAGGAAACGUAUUCUUUGCCGUGAUUUUCGGCAUCUGCACAAUCUAUAACCUCGCCAUGGGCCUGAAAGCUAAAGCAUGGAAAUUUAUGGUAGCAUUGACGGUCGGCUCUCUCAUGGAGUUGGCUGGAUACAUCGGCCGAAUUCUGAUGCAUUACAAUCUGUGGAACAAUGGAGGAUUUGAGCUUCAGAUUAUCUGCUUGAUUCUUGCUCCCUCCUUUGUGGUGGCCGCUAUUUACUGGUCACUGAAACAUAUUGUCUUAUGUCUUGGUCCAGAACACUCCAGAAUCAAACCUAACCUCUACCCGUGGGUCUUCAUUGGCUGUGAUUUAGGAUCAAUCCUUCUUCAAGCGGCCGGUGGAGGUGUUGCUGCAGCCGCAAAGAAAACCAAUCAAUCUCUCUUGGAUGCUGGCAAUGAUAUUAUGAUUGCUGGGAUUACUUUCCAAGUUGUGACCAUGGCCGUUUGUGGAGUGCUGGCGUUAGACUUUGCUUUUCACGUAGUUCGUGCCUCCGCAGGACUUUCGCUUGACGAGAAGUUGGCUGCAACCAAUCCGUGUGGAUUUCUCAUAUUUUGUGUGGGAGAGGCAUUUGCCUACCUCACUGUUCUGAUCUGUUGCAUUUAUCGUAUUCCUGCGAUGGCAGGCGGUUGGGGAAACCCGUUGAUACAGGAUGAGACCGAGUUUCUGGUUUUGGACGGCAUGUAA
Penicillium malachiteum is the source of this 783-nucleotide messenger RNA. Its product is annotated as RTA1 domain-containing protein. Bases 1 to 783 code for a protein of 260 amino acids. The record is from RefSeq and is a predicted model, not a curated record. The transcript has 2 exons. Gene Ontology annotation, cellular component: fungal-type vacuole; plasma membrane. Lineage: Eukaryota; Fungi; Ascomycota; Eurotiomycetes; Eurotiales; Aspergillaceae.